CCACAAUGAGUACCUACUUCCAAUACCCAACUCCUGAGGUCCAGCAGGAGCUCAAGAAGAUUGCCCAGGCGAUUGUAGCUCCUGGCAAGGGUAUCCUCGCUGCAGAUGAGUCAACUGGUACCAUGGGCAAACGUCUCCAAGACAUCGGAGUCGAGAACACAGAGGAAAACAGACGCAAAUACCGCCAGCUUCUAUUCAGCUCGGACCCUGCCCUCUCCGAAAACAUUUCUGGAGUGAUCCUGUUCCACGAGACGUUGUACCAGAAGGCCGAUGAUGGCACUCCAUUGGUGCAACUCUUGGAGAAGCGCGGCAUCAUUCCCGGCAUCAAGGUCGACAAGGGUGUCGUGCCAUUGUUUGGAUCUGAAGAUGAAUGCACUACUCAAGGUCUGGAUGACUUAGCCCAGCGCUGCGCCCAGUACAAGAAGGACGGGUGUCACUUCGCCAAGUGGCGUUGCGUCCUCAAGAUCGGACGCUUCACGCCCUCGUACCAGGCCAUCAUGGAGAACGCCAACGUGCUCGCUCGUUACGCCUCCAUCUGCCAGAGCCAGCGCAUUGUGCCAAUUGUUGAACCCGAAGUUCUGCCUGACGGUGAGCACGAUUUGGACCGCGCACAGAAGGUGACCGAGGUGGUGCUAGCUGCCGUAUACAAGGCGCUCAGCGAUCACCACGUGUUCCUUGAAGGAACCCUGCUUAAGCCAAACAUGGUGACAGCUGGUCAGAGUUGCAAGAAGACUUACACACCAAUGGACAUUGGCCGUGCUACAGUCACCGCGUUGCUCAGGACAGUACCCGCUGCUGUUGCCGGAGUGACCUUCCUCUCUGGUGGUCAAUCGGAGGAAGAGGCUUCAGUGAACCUGAAUGCCAUCAACACAGUGGACCUGAAGCGUCCAUGGCCCCUGACGUUCAGCUACGGUCGGGCGCUCCAAGCAUCGGUGUUGAGAGCCUGGGCCGGAAAGCCUGAGAACCUAUUGGCUGGACAGCAGGAGCUUCUGAAGAGAGCCAAGGCCAACGGGCAGGCUGUCAGGGGAGUCUACGUGGCUGGCUCAAUACCUUCCUUAGCAGCCUCCAAAUCUAACUUUGUUAAAUCGCAUGCCUAUUAGUUUAAUAAUCUUACUGCCAGUUGCAGAAAGCAUCCAUGAAGUUAAUAUUUCAUUAAAUAUAAUAACGGUAUUACUUUACACUUUCUUUUUCAUUUUGACAGUCAAAGAUAGCAUGAGAUUAACGGCCGUUUUCAAUAACCUAUCUAUCCUUAGUUUAACUUACAAGGUUGACAAAUCUAUCCUUUUACGCUUAUUUACAUUUCGACAUAACUAUAUGCAUUGGACUAUAACUAUAUUGGACAUAACUAUGGAUGGAUGAGAUCUUGUCAUUAAACGGUGAUAGCAAUGUAUCCGUAACUAGUGAUACGUUAUUGGAAACGGCCGAUAAUGAACCAUUAACUGUAAAUAUGCCUUCUGCAACUAAAUAAUAAAUAAACAAAUAAAUAAAACACUUGUAGUGUAGGGAUGACUAAAAAUUACACAAAAUUAUAAACACCAAAAAUGAAAUCAGUCUUAUAAUAAUUAUUACAUUCUUAUUGAAAUGACAAAAAAAUUUACAGAUAUUUUGUUUUAGCCUAUUUUUCUAAAUUUAUUUAUUUUUAAGGAUCGCAUCCCCUUUUGUUGUUUUUUAUAAAAAAAAAACUUUAUAUAGAUUUUAGUAUUGACUAAAAAGUUAUUAAUUUACAAAAUUUUAUUUAACCACACAAAUCUUCAUUAUUGAUCAAUAUGAUAGGAACAUGUGCAUUUAAUAUUUUAAAUAUGGAAAUUUAUAUAUUUUAAUAUUAAUUAAUGCUCGAAUCUAACUAGAAGGAUUACUAUUCGUUUAAGCUUAUAUAAAUAUUUAUAUAUGUAAAAAUGCUAAUUUACCAGAAUUACAUGUAUAGACAAAACUAACAUUUUUAUACUAUGUUUUUUGACUGACAAAUACACAGAUUGAAAAUAAAAUUUGCUACACACAAGUUAACUAUUGUAUGUUGAGUAUUGUCAACUUGGAGUAAAAUUUGUAUUACUUACUUAUUAGACUAGAAUAAUCAUAGUUUCUCAACCUUAUUUUGCUCACCGCCCACUUUGGGAAUAUGUUUUUUUCUAGAGUAUUUUCGUGUAUUUUUUUGCCGUUUUAGACUAUAUUUUUUAAUCUACCCACGCCCCAUCUGCGCCAUCUCAAUGCCCCCUAAUUUUCUCUGGGUCUUCUACUGCCCCCCCGAAGGUCUCAAACGCCCACAAGGGGGCGUUAUCGCCCACGUUGAGAACCUAUAGACUAGAUUCAUAUGUAGUGUUAGCAAGUAAAAAAUCUUUUAAGUUGCCAACAUGAUGUUGUGUAACUUGUUGGUUUAAGAUCCAAUCGCUAGAGGGCGUUGUAAACAAAUGUUACUCCAGUAUGGCAUGUAGUGUGAGCUAUAUGUAAUUAAUAUUUUUGUAGUUAGCACUAAUAUUUGCUUUUGCACCAUUUUUGUAUGCACUAGAUCCAUGUACCCAUGCAUUAUUAAUAUGUAAUAUCCCUAUUUUAUUAGUUAUAACCUAGAAUGUUCUAAACCUAGUUCCUUGUUGCACUAACAUCAAUGUAGAGCUUCUUGUUACGUUGAAAUAAAUACAUUUAUAUAUUGUUUUUA
Leptidea sinapis is the source of this 2650-nucleotide messenger RNA. Its product is annotated as fructose-bisphosphate aldolase. The record is from RefSeq and is a predicted model, not a curated record. Gene Ontology annotation, molecular function: fructose-bisphosphate aldolase activity. Gene Ontology annotation, biological process: glycolytic process; fructose 1,6-bisphosphate metabolic process. The transcript has 8 exons. NCBI's taxonomy places the organism in Eukaryota, Metazoa, Arthropoda, Insecta, Lepidoptera, Pieridae. The coding region runs from base 6 to 1100 and encodes 364 amino acids. Gene Ontology annotation, cellular component: cytosol.